AAAAACCGCCACGCUCCCAUCUGAUUGGCUGGUUUGCUCUUGACGUAACGCAACACGCUCGAGUACAAUCCUAGCUAUAUAACGGACAUCUUUUCUCGCGUUGUGAUUGGUGCGCGGUGUAAACGAUGGGCGGCGCCCCUUCCGUCUCGGAGAGUCGGCGCUGCGGCUGAAUCUCAAACAGCUCAACUCUACUCUAUGCGAGCGCGCUACUCAGGGUGUGAAGUAACGGCGCGUGCACCCUGUAUAGUGCACUACGUUUUGUCGAACGAGUCGUUUCGGAUUGAAGCCUUGUAGAAGCCAUAGUGCGUGAGGUGGAAGAAGGGAUUCAACGCGGAGGUUCGAGAAGGAGCAAGGAACACAAGCUGGCUGGUUUAGGAAGAUGUCUGAGGGCAAGUGUUUUCUGAGCGACUGCGAGCCGUGUGACAGCAGCAGCCAGAGCAGCAUGAUCUCGGUUCGGCUGAGGGACAUGGAGGACUCGACGGAGCACAGUGUGGAGUAUGAGAAGUGCUCGGUUUUUCAUUGCGCUCAUUCCAAGUGCAACCUGGUGCUGGGGGACUCUUUAGGAGCCUGCGGGGAGGUCAAGAGCCUCAAGUCCAUUAUUUGUCUCAAAAUCAGCAAGGAUGUAAGAGUGAGAGGAAAGCUUGAGAUGAACAAGGAGGGUCCUCUUAAAUUUUGCACUUACAACGUUCUGGAAUGUUCCGGCUGUCGUCGUUUUGUCGGCUUCGUGCUCCACUCCACGCCGCACCACUUGUCCUCUCUGAGAGGCCUCUACCUCUUGCUGAAAGAAGCCGUGAACUGCUACAUGCUAAAAAGCUGCAUAACCGUGAACGCUUCCAAACUCCGCUUUGAACACAGACCGCUGGGAAGGAGCAUCAGUGAGAUGAAACAGGACCUGGAAGCUCAGCUGAAGCAGGUGAACCUUUUGAAGGACAUGUUGGACAGCAGACUGGGACACGGCCAUCUCCCUCUGUCCUCCACCGUCUCCGAUUAGCGUCUCAGACUGUCGUUCGUAAGAUUGCGCUUAUGUUGUGUUCAUGCUUUACGUGU
This is a messenger RNA of Ictalurus furcatus (blue catfish), 1047 nucleotides long. RefSeq names its product opa interacting protein 5 (gene oip5). Gene Ontology annotation, biological process: CENP-A containing chromatin assembly; chromosome segregation. Lineage: Eukaryota; Metazoa; Chordata; Actinopteri; Siluriformes; Ictaluridae. The transcript has 5 exons. Gene Ontology annotation, cellular component: nucleus; chromatin; chromosome, centromeric region. The record is from RefSeq and is a predicted model, not a curated record. Bases 380 to 991 code for a protein of 203 amino acids.